AUGGACGCCCUGUCCCGCUCGCCCGUCUCGCCGACCCUCUACCAGCCCAUGACCCGCGGUGCUGUCCAACCGGCCCCUCCCCCACAGCCCUACUCCAGGAGACCGUCGAUCAAGGAAGAGGUGAGUCCAGCUCGCGUCGACUGCGCGCCCUGUCGCGUCACUGACCCUCCGCAGGCACCACCACCGCCGCCACCACGCGCCGACCCCAUGUCUCUCUCCAGCAUCAUGUCUUCGGGCGCCGACACCGAACCCUCGAAGCCUGUGCAACCCCCGCCCUUUGCCUCGAACCUGCCGCUGUUUGUCAAACAGGAGGCACAGCCCUCCCCAGCACCCGCCGACCUGCCCCACACAAACGGCUACCGCGCAUACGAAGCUAUGCCCCCGGUCGACAGUGCACCACCACCGCAGCAAUAUGCCGCCCGCGAGCUGCCCCUCCCCGACGAGGCCGAGGUGCAGGCUGCUCUCGCUCACAUCGAGACGACACAGAUGAACGAUCUCGAUGCUGCCGGCGUGCCGCGUGAGCGCGACGAGUACGCCCAGAACAGCAAGAAGCGUGCGCUGGAGGUCGCCGCCGCCGAGGACAGCAAGCGCAAGCGCCGACGAGACGCCCACUUGAGGAGACUCACCGACACGCUCGGCGCACAUCGCGACUACGCCAAGCAAUCGUACAACAUGGAGCACGAGGCUGAUGCGUGGCAGCAAGUCCAGAGCCAAGAGAUCGCCGAGGAGAAGGAGCGCAAGAAGGACAUGCAACGCAAAAGACGGCGCGAGAAGACCAUCCAAAACGAGGAGGCCAAGCGCGCAGAGGCACUGGCCAAAGCUGGCCAGGCCGACAACGAAGAAGAGAAGGAGAGACACCUCCUGGCCGCCCAGAAAGCCGAGCGCAAGGCUAAGAACACUUCGCAACUCCUCCAAGGAAACGCGCCGAUCAAGGACAUUCGCGAUGUCACUCCCAACGGGCCGAACAUGGACGGCGGGACGAUGAGUUCUUUCCAGGCAUCUGAUGACCUCGCUGGUGGAAAGCGCAAAGGUGGCCGCAGCACAGGGCGUCUCAAGAAGAGCAAGGAACAGAAGCAGGCAGAGAAAGACGCUGCUGCGGCUGGUCAAGCUGCUAUCGACCGUGGCGACGACCUCCCUAGCAUUGCACCCCGCGAAGAAGCACGUCUUGGCAUGCUCCAGAGUCGCAGUCAAACUGAGGAUCUGGGACCGGUCGUUCUUACGUCGUACGAUUCCCCCGCAUACCGCAACAUCUACAACCAAAUCAUCAAGGACAUUGCCCGCAAAGAUGUGCCCAAGGUGGUUCGCAUCAAAGAGAACUCGCUGUCGACCAAGCAGUCCAACCUCCGCAAGACCGCACAGCUGGCGUCCAAGGAGGCUCGCAGAUGGCAGAUGCGCACCAACAAGAACACAAAAGAUAUGCAGGCGAGAGCCAAGCGUGGUAUGCGAGAGAUGCUGGCAUUCUGGAAGAGAAACGAACGUGACGAGCGUGAAUCUCGAAAGAACGCCGAACGCCAGGAGCUUGAGAACGCAAAGAAGGCCGAAGCGGACCGUGAAGCGAACCGACAAAAGCGCAAACUCAACUUCCUCAUCUCGCAGACCGAGCUCUACUCCCAUUUCAUUGGCAAGAAAGCCCGCACGGCGGAGAUUGAGAGGUCGACCGACGAUGCAGAGACUGCUGCCAGCGCACCCGCCGAGGAACACGGAAGCGGUCUCGACAUACCCAACAUGUCCGCAGAGGGAGGAGCCAAGGUCACCAAUUUUGAAGACCUCGACUUCGACAAUGAGGAUGAGAGCGCCCUCAACGCUGCUGCCAUGGCCAACGCUCAACACGCCAUUCAACAGGCACAGGACAAGGCCAGAGCUUUUAACAAGGGCGGCGACGGCGAGGACGAUGGCGAGCUCAACUUCCAAAAUCCUUCGGGUUUGCAGAACAGGGAAGACUGGAUACCACAACCCGGCUUACUCGACUGCACGCUCAAAGAAUACCAACUCAAGGGUCUCAACUGGCUGGUCAAUCUGUAUGAGCAGGGCAUCAACGGCAUCCUGGCUGAUGAGAUGGGUCUGGGGAAAACAGUGCAGUCCAUCUCCGUCAUGGCCUAUCUCGCGGAACGCUACAACAUCUGGGGGCCGUUCCUCGUUAUCGCUCCGGCCUCCACGUUGCACAACUGGCAGCAAGAAAUCACCCGCUUCGUUCCAGAUCUCAAUGUACUGCCAUAUUGGGGUUCAGCAAAAGACCGGAAGGUACUGCGCAAGUUCUGGGAUCGCAAGCACAUCACGUACGAUCGGAACGCGCCGUUCCACGUCGUCGUGACGUCCUACCAGUUGGUCGUGCAAGACGCACAGUACUUCCAGAAGAUGCGUUGGCAGUACAUGAUCCUCGACGAAGCUCAGGCUAUCAAGUCCUCCCAGAGUUCUCGAUGGAAAAGUUUGCUUGCCUUCCAUUCGCGCAACCGACUGUUGUUGACCGGAACACCCAUUCAGAACAACAUGCAAGAGCUGUGGGCUCUGCUCCAUUUCAUCAUGCCGAGUUUGUUCGACUCUCACGACGAGUUCAGCGAUUGGUUUUCAAAAGACAUCGAGAGUCACGCCCAGAGCAACACCAAGCUGAAUGAAGACCAGCUAAGGCGUCUGCACAUGAUCCUCAAGCCCUUCAUGUUGAGACGUGUCAAGAAGCAUGUGCAGAAGGAGCUGGGAGACAAGAUCGAGCUGGAUGUAUUCUGCGACCUUACCUACCGCCAGCGCGCUUACUACACCAAUCUGCGGAACAAGAUCAGCAUCAUGGAUCUUAUCGAGAAGGCUGUUGGCGAUGACCAAGACAGCGCGACGUUGAUGAACCUCGUCAUGCAGUUCAGAAAGGUCUGCAAUCACCCUGAUCUGUUCGAGCGCGCCGACACGUGGUCACCAUUCUCCUUUGCCGCCUUCGCUGAGACCGGAUCUUUCUUGCGCGAGGGUCAGAAUGUGCGAGUCGCCUACUCAACACGUAGCAUGAUCGAGUAUCCUCUGCCGCGAUUGGUGUGCCGCAAUGGUGGAAGGCUCGACAUCCCUGGCUCAGAGAAUCCCAAGACUGGCUUCAACGCUCACUGGUUAUACAAUCAGCUGAACAUCUGGACUCCAGACAACCUCGAAAAGUCGGCUCAAAAGGCCGGUGCGCACUCCUGGCUUCGAUUCUCCGAUGUAUCGGUGAGCGAAGCCUCGAAGAUUGCAAAGAGCGACCUAUUCCAUCGAGCUGUUGAGCUUGGGAAUAAGCCAAACAAGGCUGCUCGAUUCAGCAUCCUAUACGAUGAUGAUGACGGAGGAUGGACUCCGAAGCACUCCAUGCUGAACAUCAUUGAUCGACAGGACAGGAAGCCUCUAGCUGAGCUUACCACCGAGGGCUACAUGCACACCCUUCUCAACGUGGCUCGGCCCGCAUUCGAAGAGACGGGGCUUAAUAUUAUUGAACGAUGUGCCAAGCCAGCCGCCUCCGCGCCACCAGUCGAGCUGUACUGCGCCAGUCAGGGCGUCAUCGCUGAGAAGCAGAAUACAUUCUUCAACCAGUCGAUACGAUCCACUCUGUACGGCAUCUCGAGCACGGCUGAACAAGCAAUUCUGGAGUCCAAGGCAGACAGCACAGCUCUGACGGUUCGGGACAGACUGCCACCUCCCACCAACGAGAGGUCACGAUACACACAUAUCGAGGCUCCGUCAAUGUCGCGUUUUGUUACGGAUUCCGGCAAGCUCGCUCAACUAGAUGCACUGCUGAAGGAGCUGAAGGCAAACGACCACCGUGUCCUGCUCUACUUCCAAAUGACCAGGAUGAUCGACCUUAUGGAGGAAUACCUCACCUACCGUAACUACAAAUUCGUUCGCCUCGACGGUUCCACCAAGCUCGAAGACCGUCGAGACACUGUUGCCGACUUCCAGAGCGACAGAUCGAUCUUCGUCUUCUUAUUAUCCACCCGUGCUGGUGGUCUCGGUAUCAACUUGACGUCUGCCGACACCGUCAUCUUCUACGAUUCUGAUUGGAACCCCACCAUCGAUUCGCAAGCUAUGGAUCGUGCUCAUCGUCUCGGUCAGACCAGACAAGUCACUGUCUACCGUCUCAUCACGCGCGGUACGAUUGAAGAACGUAUUCGCAAGCGUGCGCUGCAGAAAGAAGAAGUACAGCGCGUCGUCAUUUCCGGAGGCGCCGGCGGCGCAGUCGACUUCAACACUCGGUCCAGGGAGAACCGCACCAAAGACAUGGCCAUGUGGCUUGUGGACGACGAGCAGGCGGCCGAGAUUGAGAAGAAGGAGGCUGAGCUCGCUGAGCAAGAAAAAAACGCGCCACCAGGCAAAAAGCGCAAAUCAAAGAAACGAGUUGAGGCCAACUUGGACGAUAUGUACCACGAAGGCGAGGGACACUUCGACCAAAGUGAAAAGCCCAGCGGUGCAGCAACACCUAUUCCCAACGCUGAAGCGCCUGAAGGCGGCAAAAAGAAGAAGGGCCUCAGCAAGAAAGCGAAAACUGCGAAACAGCGUCUCGCGGUUGCUGAUGGAGAAGUUUGA
Ascochyta rabiei is the source of this 4527-nucleotide messenger RNA. RefSeq names its product Putative DNA helicase ino80. The record is from RefSeq and is a predicted model, not a curated record. Gene Ontology annotation, molecular function: histone binding; DNA binding; ATP hydrolysis activity. Gene Ontology annotation, cellular component: nucleus; Ino80 complex. Bases 1 to 4527 code for a protein of 1508 amino acids. The transcript is spliced from 2 exons. Gene Ontology annotation, biological process: DNA-templated transcription; chromatin remodeling; DNA repair. NCBI's taxonomy places the organism in Eukaryota, Fungi, Ascomycota, Dothideomycetes, Pleosporales, Didymellaceae.